Tilletiaria anomala UBC 951 is the source of this 5415-nucleotide messenger RNA. RefSeq lists its product as uncharacterized. NCBI's taxonomy places the organism in Eukaryota, Fungi, Basidiomycota, Exobasidiomycetes, Georgefischeriales, Tilletiariaceae. Gene Ontology annotation, molecular function: lipid binding. The record is from RefSeq and is a predicted model, not a curated record. The transcript has 4 exons. Bases 113 to 5338 code for a protein of 1741 amino acids.
UGUUCACACUGUGUUUGGAUGCGGUGUUCGCUGCAGACAUCUAUUCACCGAAAAACAAAUGCUGCAGACAUAGGGUCGCUGUAAGUGUGUCCCCUUUGGGACGUUGAACGUCAUGGAAGAUGUCGAGAGGGCUGCUGCGCAGAGGGAGGCGAUAGUCCAAGAAGCGAUUUCACUCUUUCAGAAGCUGGCAGUAUCUUCUACCUCUUCGGCAUGGAAGCGAGUGGUUUUACAGAGCGCUACGGGCGCUCAAGAGGGAGCUUCGAACUCUUACCCUUUAGCUGCGAUCGAUGGUGGUAUCAGCUUGGCCAAGACAGGCUCAGCACGAACAGUAUUUCGGCAAUCUGGAAAGAUCGAACAAGACAAGGAGGGAGCCAGUGAUCCGUCUGCAGUGGCUUUCCCAACAUCAGAAAAUGGGAGGGCCUCGGACCAGCAAAUGGCCACUUUCCAGCUUUGCGGCCUUGAGAAAGCUUCUCGGAUCAUUGUACACCGCCGCUCAAAUCCCCACCGCAAAGGUCCAGACGUCUUUCGGGCCACAUUCGAAGUUCCGUUUGAAGGAGAUAGUCCUGACUUGGAAGGCUUCCGCAGCGCCCUUACUACCCCAGAUGCCCGGUCACAAUGGGACGGUCUUGUCGAGAGCUCCGAGUUGAUUGAGAUGCCUGACCCUGUUACGAGGGUGACCAAGACGAACUUUCGCCUCGGCUGGCCAGCUAGCCCCCGGGACGCUAUCACCGUCUCCCGAACAAUCGAAGAUGACAAGACCCUAAUCGAUGUGACCACAUCGUUGCGUGCGUCGCCGGAUGCGCCCGCUUAUCUGCGGCCAGCUCCGCCGUAUGUUCGAUCUCAUGUGCACAUAUCCGCUUGGUGCAUACAGCUACCAUCAUCCACUUCGACUAGGGGCAGAGAUGAGUCGAUCAAGAUUACAGCAUUUUGGAGCUGGAAUCUGAAGGGAGCGUGGCUCGGCUUACCAACGGGUGGAUUAGGCAAUCAACUGCAACUUCUGUUGCGGCACCUCGUAACGUAUGUGCGCGAACAAAGUAGCAGAAUACCCACGCUACGACAUUUCGAUUCUGGGGUUGAUGUCGAGCAUUUGACGUUCGAUGCAUCACGGGACACGCUCGCUGUCGACUACAGUAUAGUGGGGGAGGAUCUGGGAGGUAGGGACGCCGCCUCAGAACCAGAACAUGGCCAAACCGGACCAGUGAUUGGAUUUGGGAUGUCCGCAGCCGAAGGAUGGGAUGUUAAGAUCAAAGUUCGAGCCUACGGACCCGCUGCGACUAGCACUGCGACCACGCCUGACUGGCGAGCGGUGGUGCAACGCCAAAAGGGUUCGACAAGGCUCAAUCUUCAAGUUCAUCACGGAAAGAUACCGUCCGCCGAAGAUGUUGCACGCGCGUCAAUUACAAUUCAACGUGUGGCUGCUAGCAACGAUAUCAGAGUCAACGGUGAUGUCACGCAAGUCAAUCUGGCUGAACCGAAGUGUCCGAGGGCGGCACCAGCGGGGGUGUUGGACGAUGCAGCGAGCCUUUCAGGGAUCAGCAUCGCUUCAAAUGGCACCACAGCCGCAGACUCGUCGCAGAUGAAACCGACAAUGUCCGAAAGUGGUCGAGCAGCAAACGUGUCCCAUGCGAUAGACUCUUUGAUCCGGCGAAACUACAUUUACUUUACAAGUCUGCUCCAAGAGCCUGAAGCAAAAUGGAAAAGGGUCAGCGAUUCGCGAGGUGUAACCGUCACGCAACUGGACUCAAUUGACCCCACUCUAGUGGUAUACCGAGCGGAAGCAACCUUCGUUGGUGUUGGAGUCUGGGGCCUCUUCUCUACCAUCAACACUCCGGGUGCCCGACAGCACUGGGAUAAAGGGUUGGAAGAUUCUCAACUAUUGGCAGACGUCAAUGACCUGUCGAGUCUGUGGUGGGAUCGCACGAAAGCUGCGUGGCCUGUCAGCGCCCGCGACAAUGUGACGCUUCAAACAUCGUACAAGUCGACCUCUUCUGUCCACAUCUUUGCCUUCUCAACCGAUGACCGAGCGCUGUUUCCAGAAAUUCCAGCUGUACCAGCUACAACGAUCCGGACACAAAUCGAUCUCCGUGGCUGGUCGGUGGAGAGCCUCAGCCCUACCACAGUGCACGUUACACUCCUUGAGCAGAGCGAUCCGAAGGGAUGGACGAGCAAAUCGGCCGUGCCAUCCUGUAUGACUGCAGCCGUAGCUGGCGUUGGUGACUACGCAAUCAAAUUCGGCGGCCCCCCGAUUGUCACCCGACUCCUGGGUGCCAAAGCCAAGAGCAGCAAGUACGAACACGACAAGGCAGAGUAUCGCUUUGAGUACGAGAUGACUCAGCUCGAGGGAUCAGAUGACCUUCAAGAUCUUCCGCACGUCGAAUGCGAGCUACGCUGCGAUGUCGAGACAUGGAGCCCCAAUCUGGACCUCGUCAUCGACCCCCCUCCGAUCAACGUCAGCUGUCUCCGAAGACACAGGCUUGGCCAGGGGGCAGGUGGUCUCUGGCUCACUAUCGAACACGCUUCUGCCUCGCUGGAAGAUGACGCGGCACGCAUCAUUGUGCGUAAAGGGAAUAUGGGAACACAAAAAGGGCUAGUGUUGGUCAAUGGCGCGUCUAUCAAAGUCGACCAGGAUGAGCUGGACGACACUCACAUGCAAGAGCUAUUCAGAACGAAGCGCAGCAGGCCGCAACGGGUGCCAUUGGAUCUCACAUCGCCUGCGUAUCUCGCCACGCACAACACAAGGGUAAGAGGGAGCCCGGCGUUGACACCUUCUACAGAUAUGCCGCCUGAAACGCCCUCGAGAAGCGCGACAAUCAGCGAGCGUGCCGCCUCUCCAGCCCAUUCUGUUGAAGUCGCGCCUGCGAGCACGAAACGCUCAGACAAUGAUAUAAUGACUGGCCCUCUCGACGUUCUGUUUCUCCUACGGCGCAUUUACGCGGAGCGCAGUCCCGACCCAGCAGUGACACCCGCCGGUUGGACAUUGGUGUCGGAGCGCAACGGUGUCCACGUUCGCCGCAAACUCAUGCAGUCAAUCUCUCUCACAGUCUUCAUACAGCGAGCCGACAAGGUGGUUCAAGGCCUGGCCGCAGAAGACCUGCUACAUGCCGUCUCUUCGCUUGACAUGAAGAAGCGCUGCGAUGAAAGGAUCGAAAGCAUCGUCCGUCUGGAAAGCUACGGUCACGGAGCUGGGACAUAUCACAUGAAGACCAAACCCUCAUUCCCAUUUCGAGGAAGGGCUUUCCACGUCGCCCAUCUGACUGCAAGGACCGCACCUCAAGAGGAAGAAGAUGAAGGAUCCCGCGUUAUAUCAGUGUCCAAACCUGUGGCGUACUUCUAUGCUGCAGCUUCGUACGCCGAAAGCAACGUCGAGUUCCCUUCUUCCCGCCUCAAUCCUACAGGGCUUCCGGUUGGCAAGGUGCUUAUAGAUGGAUGGAUUUUGGAGACGCUCGACCCAUACGCCUCGUCGACGAACCAGAUUCCCUCGACGCGAUGCACCCAUGUCACUGCCAUCGACUACGCCGGAUCACUUCCAAGCGCGGUGAACACAUCAUGGAACGCUCCGUUGCCGCGCAUUGUGGACAGCUUCGAAGCAGUGCUAAAGAAGGAAGGUGUAGCACCUUUCAGCAUCAAGCCGCCCCCAUGCCUGCUAGUCGUUGGUGAUGGAACGGACGAGUCUGCAGACUCUGCAUGGGUUGCUCAUGACCCAGGCCUUCGCAAGAUUCUUUUGAGAAGCGAUUUCGAUCCGGUCAGCCGACGCUACGAGGCAUUGGCGCUGCUUCGUCCACUUCCGAGCGAUGUACCUCGAGCAGCUGCACUCUCCGACGCGUCCACCGAGCGUGGCUUAGCCCAAUCUGCCGCAACCCUCUCGAAACCACCAUCUCUCUCCAACAGUCCACAACUCGAUCAGGCCCUGGGAGUCCAUCAGCGGACCGAGCCAAGUGUCACUCGCACAACUAGCAUCUCCUCGCUGUCCAGUGCCGUCAGCGAGGCUAGACGAGCAGCUUCAGCAAGAAGAGAUCCACGGCGGUCCGAUGUCUUCUUUGAGGUUGAAGUGGAAUUGAAGCAUUUUCCAUAUGGGUACAAUGUCGACUGCAAGGCCGCGUUCGUUUCAUCAGGGAAGUCGUCUCCUGAGCUAAACAGGGCCAGCACAUCCAGUGAAGGCGAUGCAGCGCCCAGCAAAGAGUCAGUAUUGGACCUGCGGGACGAAUUACCAGCUGGCGAUUCUAUCGCGCUCCGUACCCUGAUUUACGACCUACCACCAUCUGCCCUGCUUGCUGCCACGUUGGACCCUGGCGCAAGGCUUCGAUGUCACCUUGUUCGUGUCGUUUUGGCAGAAGAGCAGUUCUCCACAACCGAGGGCCCCUCGAUUCGAGAGCGUCUGAACAACGAACAGGCACUUUUCAGCUUUGCUAUCGACUGUAAACCGGGAAGCCAGUCUGAGUUCAGUGGAAUCGAGGAGCUUUCACCCUCCGGUAGCUCUACACCAGUGGAAGGGAUAUUCACGGUCCUUGGGGAGCGUGUUGAGGUUGUUCACGUCAAUCAGACAUCAGCGAUGCUACAGCGCGAAGACCGAGAUUCGGACAAGGUCGUUGUGCUCCGCAAGACAUCGGACGGAGAUGCUCCAUAUGUGCCAAGUCUACUGGCACAACCCAUCGCUGCAAACAUGGAGCUGAAAACCCCACCCAUGUCUCAUAUUCAACCUACUGCGCUCAAAGGGCCAAGCUUUGCUCAGGACGUCAAAGCAGAACCCGAUACCCCUGGGGCUUCGACUCCAGUUCUCGAUGGACACACCAUAGGCGCCUCUGACGAAGCUGCGAGCAGUCUCACCCGCGAGAACCCAGUAACAGCUGCAACGACACAAAUCAUGAACAUUCUUAACAAUUACCCACUCACCCGGCUGAGCGCAACCACUACCGGUGUUACUACCAGCAUGGCAUCGGGCACCACCACGCACUCCACAUCAUCAGAUGGUAGCAAGGCCGCAGAAGGCGCCAUUACUGCAACAGCAGGAGGGAUGGAACCACAGCAGCAACUGCACAGUCUAAUGGAAGGACUCCAAACUCGAACCUAUUCCAUCAGCACUUUGAUUCUCGUCGCCAUGAUUUUCUUCCUACUCGGUAGUCUCGUUAGGAGCCUUCAGUCACCAGCCGACUUUGUCCUGUUGCCACCAUCAACGACGGGGCUCAGCUCUCCAGAUGCAAUUGCCGUUGAAUUGCGGCGUUUCUUUGCAGACGUCGGUACGGGCGCGUCGGGAGUGGCGACACGAGAGAUGAAGCGCUUGCUGGAAAUCAAGAAGAUCAUCUUUGGAUGGGACCUCGUCAUUGCUCUCGCGCGCCGUUAAAUGUUGGUCGGCCAAUGCUGCCGCAGCAACGCAUGCAAAUUCACGAUGUACACUAAGCAAGUUGACAAUUCUAGGCA